GCAACGGAGGCGGUCAAAGCAAGCACGUCGUGUGCUCGUUAAUACGGAUCCAAGUUCGGUCCUUCGAAGCUCAAAUAAAUCCUUAAAAAGUUUAACGGAACUUAAUGAAAUGAAAACAGUGAAAAGUGAAAAGAAAAUAUCCUUAAAAUAACAGAGUGAAAAAGAAAAGCCUUAAAAAUAAUAUUUGCAAAUUUGCUUAAUAGUACAUAAAACAGUGUCGAUCAGUGCAAUUGUUGAUAACAAAACAAAACUAAAACAUUAAAAACUUACUAAAAAAGAAUAUAGAAUUUCAAAAUGUAUUUACUCGCACUGACGAUCAUCGCUAUCUGCCUUUCGGAGGCAAUUCACGCGUACUCCAGUUCUCCGAUUGUCGUAAAUUAUAAUUAUUUUGACGUGGCCAAUUCGACCUUGCCCAAGACCACCUCUCAUCCGCCCACGAGUCCCCCCCUCGGUCGUUACUCCUUCAUUCAAAGCGAAUUCCAAUACGAGGACGAGCAGGCCCAUGACUAUGGGGAGUACGCCGAGGAUCAGAGACUGCAGUGGGACUACAACCACAAGCGCGUGGCACGUGAGCAGGCCGCCCAGCCGGUGCAGCCGCAGGGCCGCAGUCUCAAUGACGACCCCUGGGGGCAGGGUGACGAUAAUUACCUGCACUCCGAAGCCGACAACGAUGGGAGCGAGGCAUAUUUAUCGGAUCAACCGGUCGUCUUGUCGACAGCCUGGAGGGAGCGACGGGCAAACCCAAAUUCCAUCAAUGCCAUCAUUGUCAAGGAAAGGAAAUACAAUAGUACUUACAAUAAGGAGCUUAAGAAAAAGGUCCAACUCCAUCUGAAAUUUAUGGCAGAUGAGGGUAGCUGUAAAGUGCCAAAGCCAGAGGUGGUCCACAUCCCCCGGAAAACGGAUGCGUACUACUCCCCGCGUGCCACCAUUCUCCACCGAUGCAACGAUCGGGUCGGAUGCUGCGAGCCAGAAUUCGCCUGUCGGGCGAAGAGAAAUGAAACGGUGGAGCUGGUGUUCUCCAUGAUUGGCUACAGUUAUUCCGAGCCCAUAAUCAUCUUGAUGGAGAAUCACACGGAAUGCGGAUGUGUGAAGGAAGAAAACCGACGCAAACGGAGCACAUUCUGCCAAUGUCCCAAGCACUUCAAUGACUUCAGCCAGCUGAGAUCACUACCAGACACGCAAGAGGUGCCGCACUUUUCGGAGGAGCGCUGUCGAUGCGACUGUCACCUCAGCGACACCACUUGCCAGCGGCUGAAGAACGGCGAGGAGGGAUUUUCGGUGAUAGAGCGACUCCGCAUUCAAAAGGGCGAAAACAGUCCGCCGUUCUGCAGUUACGGCCCUUACGACAUGAAGAACGGCCGUUGUCCGCGUCCUGAGAAAGCCAAAAAACGGAAUCUGCAACGGAGUCUCCAGUCGAGGCGACAGCAUGUGAAGAGCUAAACCAAAACCCCAUCUAAAAUAUCAAAUCCCGAACUAAACUAAAAACUAAAAACUAUUUUUACACUACAACUAUUUAAUGAUAAGCAUGCGCCACUGAACAAAUUAAAUCCAGUAGUGAUUUUUUUGAUUGACAGAUAGACUUUCCCGAUGAUCCACUUCAGGGGAACUUAGUCGUUAGUCCAUAUGCUUAGUCGUUAGUAUUAUGAGCUAUAAUAUUUAAAGAGCUCUUCCUAGAGCUGAAGACAAAAUCGAAAUACAAAACAAAAACCAUUUCAAGCAAUAAUGUUGCAGCAGAUAGUAAUUAAUGCUGAAAGUAAGAUGCCAGUGAAAAAGAAAGAAACUAAAAUACAUCAUACAUAGAGUCCCAAGUUUCGAUCAGAAGUAUUGUCAAUCAACAUUCGAGUGUACUUAAAUUAUCGUCGAUUAAGUUCACCUCCUAAGCUACUUAUGUAAUAUAUUUGUAUACAAUUAAACGAUACUUCUAGUCACAA
Messenger RNA from Drosophila eugracilis, 1931 nucleotides. RefSeq lists its product as uncharacterized. The coding region runs from base 295 to 1440 and encodes 381 amino acids. The transcript has 5 exons. NCBI's taxonomy places the organism in Eukaryota, Metazoa, Arthropoda, Insecta, Diptera, Drosophilidae. The record is from RefSeq and is a predicted model, not a curated record. Gene Ontology annotation, biological process: hemocyte migration.